GUAAGCCAUCUAAAGUCCAUGUGUGUGGUGCUUCAUGAUGACGGUGUGGAGGAGCAGCAGCUCUGUCUCUUUGGUGUGUCUCGGGGUGUCUCUCUUCCUCGUCGGGCAGUGUCAGUCGGCCUGUCGGGAUGCGGGUCUGUGCUGCACCGGCCGGAACGCCUCGUGCAUCAGCAGAGGAUGGAGGUCUGACCGGACCUAUGGCUCCUGCUACUGCGACCAAGCCUGCGGGUCCACCCUGGACUGCUGCCACGACUAUGAGACAGCCUGUCCAGCGGUGUCCUGUGUGGUGAGUGAGUGGACGCAGUGGUCAGGCUGUGCUGAGCCCUGCAGGGCGACGGUCCGCAGGAGGAGCAGGACCGUCCUGCAGGAGCCGCUCAAUGGAGGCCAAACCUGUCCCCAUCUGGAGGAGCAUGCCGGCUGUGCAGAGUACUGGACCCAUCACGGGCACUGUCACAACUCACUUGUCCCAGCGCUUAUCAUCACGGGUGGCUAUGGCAACGCCAGGAAGAAAAGAGACAUCCCUGACAGCAGCGACAUUUCAGGGUAUUGUGUCCAGUUUCAGUUGACCUCUCUGACAAAAGGAUGCCAGCAGAGCGGAGGCCCACACACCCAGUGGAUGCAGUACCUGAGGGAGGGCCACCAUGUGUGUGUCGAGUGCCAGCCGCCUGCUCUUGCUGCUGGGCAGUCAUACUGCGCAGGAGACGGAGGGGAAAACGACAAGGACAGAAGACAGUCUCUCCAGUGGCAGGCAGUGGGAAACCCUCGAUGCAGGGGUGUGUGGAGGCGUGUGGGGAGGCUGGAGGCCUGCUCCUGCCCAACAGCCCACAGCUUCCUCUUCAUCUAACAUCCGCCCUCCAGUACACUUUGAACCAGACGUGCAUAAAGAACAAUCUGACAGUGAUAAUUACAAACAAUCUGCUUUAUUAAAGAGAGCUAGUCAGUGCUCAUCUGUGCUUUUUUAGCUAUACUGACCAAGUUUUUUUCUUCUCUAGACCAGUGCAACUACAUGUGAGUGUUUAAUUCAUAAAGGUGAAUGUGUGCCA
Molecule: messenger RNA, 1043 nt
Organism: Acanthopagrus latus (yellowfin seabream)
Lineage: Eukaryota; Metazoa; Chordata; Actinopteri; Spariformes; Sparidae
Product: somatomedin-B and thrombospondin type-1 domain-containing protein
Exons: 5
Coding region: 35-844 (269 amino acids)
Source: RefSeq, a predicted model, not a curated record